AAGAUUAAAGAUAUCUUAAUCAAACUGAUGUCAGCCCAUUUUGGCAACUCUUGACUUAAUGGAUGAGAAAAACUUCCUUGGAAUUGAGAUUAUGUUAAAAAAUUCUUACUCAGUUAUAGAAAGAUUCUAUGUACAGAUUAAGCUUUGAAGAUAAGUCUUGUCCACUGGAUAUAUAUAUAUUUGAUACCUGGAUAUAUAUUUUAUAAGUGGAGCAGUUUUACCAACCUUUGGUCAUUGGGUAUUGAUUUCUGGAUUCAAUCCUAAUAAAUCUACUUGAAACUCUUUAACAGCAAAAAUAUCACCACACUUUGUUACAAGAAAAAAAGAUUAAAAGUUAUGGAAAAAAAUGCAGAGCCUGAAACUAUUGAUUCCCUUACAUAUACAGAGGAAAAUACAGAAGAGAAAUCACAUGAUUUAUGUGGGGAAUUGUUAACAAAAAAGGAUUUAAUUCGGCAUCAGUCAAUUCACUCAGUCUCAAAGCUGUAUAACUGUGAAGUUUGUGGAAAGACAUUUACAAGCAGUACUUUGUUGACUAGCCACAAAGAUAUCCACAAUGGAGAAAAAUUAUACCAAUGUUACAUGUGUGAUGAAAAGUUUUCAACAAAGGACAAUUUGUCGUCUCACACAUGUAUUCAAACAGCAGAAAGACCAUACUGUUGUGAUAUCUGUGGUAAAACAUUUUGUAGAAGUGGUCAGUUGUCUUCCCAUAAAUAUAUUCAUUCAAGAGAGAGACCAUACCAUUGUGAUAUCUGUGGUCAAACAUUUUCUAGAAGUGGUCAUUUGAUUAACCACAAACGCAUCCACACAGGCGAAAGGCCAUACAACUGUGAUAUUUGUGAUAAAAAAUUUUCUAGAAUUAGUGAAUUAUCUUCCCACAAAUGUAUUCACUUGGGUGAAAGACAAUAUCGCUGUCAUAGCUGUGAUAAAAUAUUUUCUAACAGAACUGAUUUGUCUUCUCAUAAACAUAUUCACUCAGGAGGACGAAUAUACCACUGUGAUAUCUGUGAUACAACAUUCUCUCAAAGUGGAAGUUUAUCUCAACAUAAGCGUAUUCAUACAGGAGAGAAGCCAUACCAGUGUGAUAUUUGUAAGAAAAAAUUUUCUACUAGCAGUUAUUUGUCAACCCACAAACGUACUCACACUGGUGAAAGACCCUACCGUUGUGAUAUCUGUGGUAAAACAUUCACUCAAAGUGGGUGUUUAUCUCAACACAAAUAUAUUCAUACAGGAGUAAGACCUUACCAUUGUGAUAUUUGUGGUAAAGCAUUUUCUACAACUCGUAAUUUAACUCGACACAAAUGUAUUCAUACAAAAGAGAAAGCAUACCACUGUGAUAUCUGUGAUGAAACAUUUUCUACUAGGGGUCGUUUAUCUUCCCACAUACGUAUUCAUACAGGAGAAAGACCUUCAUAACACUGAGAUUUCUGUUAUAAAGCAUUGUUACAAAAUAGUAGUUUAU
Messenger RNA from Octopus sinensis (East Asian common octopus), 1459 nucleotides. Its product is annotated as zinc finger protein 239-like. Gene Ontology annotation, molecular function: RNA polymerase II cis-regulatory region sequence-specific DNA binding; DNA-binding transcription factor activity. Lineage: Eukaryota; Metazoa; Mollusca; Cephalopoda; Octopoda; Octopodidae. The record is from RefSeq and is a predicted model, not a curated record. Bases 337 to 1413 code for a protein of 358 amino acids. The transcript has a single exon. Gene Ontology annotation, biological process: regulation of transcription by RNA polymerase II.